This is a messenger RNA of Eupeodes corollae, 3141 nucleotides long. RefSeq lists its product as uncharacterized. Lineage: Eukaryota; Metazoa; Arthropoda; Insecta; Diptera; Syrphidae. The transcript is spliced from 6 exons. The record is from RefSeq and is a predicted model, not a curated record. The coding region runs from base 288 to 2045 and encodes 585 amino acids.
UUCAUGUCGACUCUGUAACGGAUACGGAUGUUUAAGGUCGUUCCACCAAAAGUGUAAAAAUAAAGUUUUCGAGGUGCUUGUGAUAUUUUAUUUAAUGUUACUCUUGUGCACUUUGUGGAGAAAAAUACGCUUUUCGGUGAAUUUUUCGUAAAAAGAAAAACCAUUUGUGGUGAUUUUUCUGUUCGUGGAAAGUGAAAAAAUAAAUACAUGCAACAAAAUAAAUGUAGAAAUAGAAAAUAAUUGUGAUUGGAAUUAAAUUUGAGAAUAAUAAAUAAAAUUCUUCCAAAAUGAAAGAGCAAUCGGUUUUGCUCUUAAUUCCAAGAAGUGCCGUUUCUUAUCGUCUGUUCGGUGUUUUACUUUUCCUUGCUGCCUUGCUGACCGUUGCAAAAGCAGCAGCCGUAGCAACAGUUCCAUCGUCCUCAUCGUCGUCGUCCUUAUACGCGUAUACCGUUGCUAACCAAAAUAACGAAAUCGACAAUGGUAUUGUGAAUUAUUCGACAAAUUUAGCCUACAAUCAAUUGCUCCUCGAUUCAAAUCGAAAGAACUUCAAUUUUAAGGAUAAUAACAAUAACAACAACAACAACAAUGUCGAUGGAAUAUUCGGAAGCGGAACUGCAGCAUCGCAACCAUCGACCAAUGGUUGUACUUUGGACCGGUUGGUGGUGUACAAGGUUGUUCUGCAAACUUAUUGGACGAGGGAUUUGUUUCCGAAACAUUAUCCCGAUUGGAGGCCAUCAGCACAAUGGACUAAAACUAUAGGCAGAACCCAUGACUCGUCCUUUUCCCUAUUUCACAUAGGACAACAAGCUUCGGCGGGUGUGAAGCAAUUUGCUGAGACUGGCAAAUCAGAUAUCUUUGAAUCAUCAUCCUCGUCAUCACAGACAUCAUCGCAGCAGCACAAGUCAACCACAGGGGGAGCAGGAGCAGGAGCAGGAGCCGGAGCAGUAGCAGCAUCAGGGACGACAUCAAAUUCAUUUACAUCGGCGACGUCCUCAGCAUCAUUAUCUACGCCAACGUCAUCAUCCUCAUCAUCGGGCUCAGGGGGUGCUAGUGAGAGUUCGGGUUCCAGCUCCGGCUCCGGCUCAUCCCAGCAAAGGAACGUUUUCGAUGAAUUUGUAGUAUCGGCGAUCACCGCAGGAGCUGGACGAAGUGAGGCGAAAUUCUUUGUGGACAGCAAUCACAGUUUGGUUUCCCUAAUGACGCGUAUUGUUCCAUCGCCAGAUUGGUUCAUUGGAGUUGAUUCCUUUCAGCUUUGCGUUGGAGGCUCCUGGAUCGAUACAGUUACCGUCGAAAUGGAUCCUCUAGAUGCUGGCACAGAUAAUGGAUUCACAUUCACCGCCCCCAAUUGGCCAACUAGCCCGCAAGGAGUUAUUUAUCGUAUCACAUCAAGAUACCCAGCACAUCCAGCAGGGAGCUUCUUCUAUCCAAAGAGCAAACGCCUACCACCGAUGGCCACAUUUCAGUUCAUCAAGCUCAAGGAAUACGAAUUGAGUGAAGUUUUCAAUUUCGUCGAGGACGAUCGCCGCUACGAGACGGUGCACACUCAAACGCACCUUGAAACCGAGCACAACCACGUUGAAAUGAAUAACGAAUUGUCGGCGAGUAUAGAGCGUGAACGCCAAAGUGAAGUGGGAACUACUAUUCCCGGUUCGGUCACAGAAAGGGAUCGGGUACGUUCCAGGUUGCUGGCAAAAAUGAAUCCAAUUAACAAUUUAACAAACAUUGUGCCGAAAAACGACAAGAAUGCAAUCCUCCAAAGUAUCGCAUCCAAUUACAACUACAACUACAACCGGACCAGUAAACAACAGCAACAUAAGAAACGUACCUCUGGUCGUCGGUCGCGGGACUGUCGUGUUGGACAUUGGUCCGAUUGGAGUACGUGCAGCAAAAGCUGUGGCAUCGGUGAGAUGCAUCGAUAUCGAAAAAUAAUCAAACACGGUAAAAGAGGUGGACGGCCGUGCCCGGCGUUGCAAGAGUCAAAAUGGUGCGGCUCAGAAAAGGGAUGCCAUUCGCCUUUGACCUAUUUCAACUGGUCGAACACAUGAACGUUAAUUUAAAUAAUUUUAAGGUAAAAUUGCAAAACAUGUAUUUACUAUAAAUAAUAACAAAUAAAAGUAAUAAUAAAACAGCAAAAUUCUUAUGGUUUGGAAAAAUACGCCGCAAUAUAUAUAAAAUCGAAAGAAAAAUAACACAAAAUUUGCUUUUAAAAAAUAAUAUAAUUCAUUCAUCGCAACAGAAAAUCGUAAUAAUUUGACAAAAAUAUAAAUUGUUGAAAAAUAUAAUAAUUAAGAUAGGACUUUUGACAAUAUAUUCUACUCUCAAUUCGAUUUAGUAGUAAUUCAAAAUGAAAAAACAAAACAAGCAAAAGUGGUCAAGCCCUAACAACACAUUGAUUUUGCCACGUCCUUUCUCAGAAAACUACCAAAAUUUGUAUUACACACAAAACUUAAAAAAAAAACAAAAAAAAUAAAAACAACAUAAAUUAUGAAAACAGAAUCUAUUAAAAAACAUAAUAAAAUAGUUUUAAGCUAUUCAUAUAAGCAUAAUCAUAAAAAGUAAUCAAUUAAAAAAAAAACAUUUAUUUCAUUUAAAAAACAAAAAAGUAAAUAGUUGUAAUAUUUGUACUGGUUACCGCCCUAAGUAAUGAUGGAAUGACACAUAUUUUCAUAAACAAAAAUACCAAAGAACUUAAAUUAUAUAAUAUUUAGAUAAACCUUAUUCGAAAAGAUGUUCAUACAUAAAAUUAAUGCAAAAACAAAAAUUAAUAAUAAAACAUUUAAAAUAAAAAAAAAAUCGUACAAAAUAAAAACAAAAUAUUUAUUAUUUUCUUGUGUAUAAACAGCAAAAUCAAAUCUUUAGAACAACAACAAAUUUAACUAAAAUAUAGCGUUCAAUGCAAGGAAAUAUUUAAUAAAAUAUGUUUAUCAAUAAUUAUUGUAGAUAAUGUACCUAAUGAUUUUGAUUAUUUUAGUUGUUUCAACGUAAAGAUAUAAAAUCUUUGUGAAAUAAAAACAAAUAUAUAAAUUUAAACAAAAAAAAACAACCACAAAAUAUAAAAUGCAUUGUAAAAUUGUAUUUUAUAAACAAAACAUCAAGGUAAAAUCGAGAAAUAAAUAUAUAUAUAAAUUUUUGUAUAAAGUA